AUGAAUCGAAAAAAUAAAUUAUACCAUUUUAUAAAAAUUUUUACUCUUGUUAUUAUAUUCCGGACAUAUCUUUUUAACAGUAAUGUGAGUAUAUUUAGUAAAUCCAUGGUUGAGAACUGUAAACUUGAUAAAAAAUUAUAUACAAGAAAUUAUCGAUCACUAUCUAAAUAUAAACAAAACAACGAUUCCUAUAUUGCGAGGUUAAAAGAAGAUAUACGAAAUAAAGGAAAAUACGAAAAAGAAGAUAUACGUAAAAAUGAAAAAGAAACAAAAGGAAAAAAUAGCAAUUUAAGUAGAACUCCAUUAAAUAGGGCGCAAUACUACACGGAAGUUACAGAUUAUAAUAAUGGAAUGUUUGACGGAAAGCAUUUCCAUUUUGAAAAAAAAUGGAUUAAAAAAAAAGAUUAUGAUAAAUUUCUUGAAAAGAACAGGAAAAUUAGUGAUAUAUCUUUAAAAAAAAUAAAAUUUAGAAAUUAUAAAUAUGGAGUUGCCUUACUUUUUUUUUUUUUCUUUGUGGGGAUAGGAAUACCGCUGUCACCAGGUUUAACAUUUUUAGAUUAUAAAUGGAAAGAUAUUAAAAAGGUACUUGGGGAAUCGUUCACAAGAGCUAUGAAAACUAUAUCAGAAUCUAUGGGAGAAUAUUCUGAAAUAAUCCUUUUUAUCUUUCUUAUGAUUAUAUUAUCUAUUAUACUCAUAUUAGUGAUUUAUAAGAUAUUACGAAAUAAUGAAAAGUAUAAUAAAAUUAAGUUGAUGUCUGAAUAUGACAAAUAA
Molecule: messenger RNA, 771 nt
Organism: Plasmodium malariae
Lineage: Eukaryota; Apicomplexa; Aconoidasida; Haemosporida; Plasmodiidae
Product: fam-m protein
Exons: 2
Coding region: 1-771 (256 amino acids)
Source: RefSeq, a predicted model, not a curated record